AGAAGAAGAUGGGCGUAACCGCGUGAUCACUUAACUUGCUUGCAGUGUUGAUCUCAGUUGGGCGUCUCUCGCUUCAUCGAGUGCGCGUCGCCGUUUGUUAAUGUUUGUUGUUGUUGCCGUGGGGACGAUGUGAAUCACAAUUGCGCGAUAUUGGAGUGCGUGUCGCGGUGGUAUUUGAAUGAUGGCAUCUGUCCUUCUGGAAAACGUUACCAAUUGUGUGUGGCAAGCAUUCGCCGCACUCCAACUGGACAGGACUAAGGGCUAUGUCUAUAAGUCCAGACUGAAGGUUUUAACUGCAAAUAUUGGAACUUUUCUUGAUUUGUAUGGCAUUGAAAAAUGUUUGGAACACUAUAAAGCGACGGAUACAUUGACGUUUGACUACUACAAAACGUAUUUACAAAAAGAGGUAUUCGCAUCGCUUCCAGAUAAACUGCCACUAGGCGAACUGAGGAAUUAUGAAGCUAAUAUUGCAGAAGUUUGUUGGCUCGUCUGUCGUAAAGGACUACUGCAGAGGGAAAAUAGGCGAUUCGACGAGGAUGCUAUAUUCAAAUUGUUUCGUGUGUUUUGCUUUCUUGCCGAGUUGGUGCCCGAUGAUGACGAGAGAAAGAGUUACCAAGUAGUAUUGCAUCCGUCGGAAGCAUCACAUGUCGCUCAACAGUUGUCGCAAUCUUUAGGUUGCGAUUGGGAUGAGGAGGACUUUACGAGCCUUAGUGUGUCCAUUGGUUCAUACCGACUCGCACCGUUCAUAGCAAUCCUUGAGACGAGAUGCCUGGAGAACGUAAAGGAUUCGGAUGCGAUAUCAGAGGCAGUGAACGAUCUGCAUCAAACGUUCGUUGACGAUGUAAUCAAAAAGGGUAUGCUGAGCAAGAAAGGCUACAUCUUCCCGACGAUGCGCGAAUACUGGUUCAUUUUACGACCUGGCGAGUUGAGCUAUUACAAAACGCGAUCGGAGAGAAUUAAAGCCGGAAGCAUCAGCAUCGAGACCGGAAAUAGAAUCGAAACUAAACCGGACAACAAAGUCGUAUUGCACACAAGCGAGAGGAAUUUUGAAUUAGGUACCGCUGAUCAUAUGACGAGGUUGCAAUGGAUUUCAGCGCUUCAGACCGCCAUCGAGCAUUCCGGUGGAAACCAGAGUUACCAAAGGCUGCAGGCUGCAAAACGCAGACUGCAACGUCAAGGUAGGUUGCAAGAAAUGCUGAGAGCCAAAGCCCAACUGCAGAAGGAGAGAAGCGCUAGGCAAGCCGCCGAGGGUCAAGCAAAAGAGCUCGAGGCCACGGUCAAGGAAGAGUCAAAGCGGCUUUGUGAACUAGAGCAGAUCAAGGAGAAUCUUCAAAGACUUCUGGAGGAGGAAACUCAAGCUAAGAGAGAUGAAGAGAUAGUUCGCGCAUUACAGGCGCGCGUAUUAGCUGAAGAAUGGGAGAAGCGCGAGGAACUUGAAAAUCUUCAAAAGGAGCAAAUUGCGUUGCUUGACCAAGAGCGUGGUAAACGUAGAGAGUUCGAGGAGCUGCAGAGCCAGAAAGAGCAACAACUGAAAGAAGCGGAAAACAAAUUGAAGGAACUUGACAUUGAGCGGAAGAUCCUAGACGAUGAACUUAAACAAGCCAUAAACAAAAUCAAACGGUCCGAAGGGGCAAAAGAGGUGUUGGAGGCACGUUUGAUGCAGGUUACACCUAUGAGGGAUGGAGACAGAAUACGAAGAGCGCACUCUUUCAUACCAAGUACGCGGGAAAGACCCAUCUUGUUGGAGGUGCGGACUGCUUCACUUAAAAGACCCAACAAACAACAUCAAUAAUAAUAUUCAUAACGUUUAUAUUAUCUUCAUUUAAUAUGAAUUUUACCAC
This is a messenger RNA of Nicrophorus vespilloides, 1841 nucleotides long. RefSeq names its product switch-associated protein 70-like. NCBI's taxonomy places the organism in Eukaryota, Metazoa, Arthropoda, Insecta, Coleoptera, Silphidae. Gene Ontology annotation, cellular component: nucleus; cytoplasm. Bases 179 to 1792 code for a protein of 537 amino acids. The record is from RefSeq and is a predicted model, not a curated record. The transcript has 3 exons.